Myodes glareolus (Bank vole) is the source of this 3461-nucleotide messenger RNA. The record is from RefSeq and is a predicted model, not a curated record. Lineage: Eukaryota; Metazoa; Chordata; Mammalia; Rodentia; Cricetidae.
GCCGCAGCUGAUGAGAAGCAUGUUCAGCAUUAGCCCCCUGGAGAACCUGAAGCUCUACGUCAGCAGCCGGCCACCCUUGGUGGUUUUCAUGAUCAGUGUCAGCGCCAUGGCCAUUGCCUUUCUCACGCUGGGCUAUUUCUUCAAGAUCAAGGAGAUUAAGUCUCCAGAAAUGGCCGAGGAUUGGAAUACUUUUCUGCUGCGCUUUAAUGAUUUGGACUUGUGUGUAUCAGAAAACGAGACACUGAAGCAUCUCUCCAAUGACACCACCACCCCUGAGAGCACCAUGACCAUUGGGCAGGCCAGAUCAUCCACUCAGCCGCCCCAGGCCCUGGAGGAGUCAGGCCCCAUCAAUAUCUCAGUUGCCAUUACCUUGACCCUGGACCCUCUCAAGCCCUUUGGAGGGUACUCUCGAAACGUCACACACCUGUACUCCACCAUCCUUGGACAUCAGAUUGGACUCUCAGGCAGGGAAGCACAUGAAGAGAUCAACAUCACCUUCACCCUGCCUGCUGCCUGGAACGCUGAUGACUGUGCCCUCCAUGGCCACUGUGAGCAGGUGGUGUUCACAGCCUGCAUGACCCUCACAGCUGCCUCUGGAGUCUUCCCUGUCACUGUUCAGCCACCUCACUGUGUCCCCGACACAUACAGCAACGCCACACUCUGGUACAAGAUCUUCACAACUGCCAGAGAUGCCAACACAAAAUAUGCUCAAGACUACAAUCCUUUCUGGUGUUAUAAGGGCGCCAUCGGCAAAGUCUACCAUGCUUUAAAUCCCAAACUCACCGUUAUUGUUCCAGAUGACGACCGUUCAUUAAUAAACCUGCAUCUCAUGCACACCAGUUACUUUCUUUUCGUGAUGGUGAUAACGAUGUUUUGCUACGCAGUUAUCAAAGGCAGACCCAGCAAAUUGCGUCAGAACAAUCCUGAAUUUUGUCCUGAGAAGGUGGCUUUGGCUGAUGCCUAAUCCUACAGCUCUCCAUUUUCUGAGAGACCAAGAACCAUGAUCAUUGCCUGCUGAACCGGCCAGGGCCUGGCCACUCUGUGAAUACACGAUCUUGCAAUGUUGGGUUACUCCAGCCAAAGACAUUUCAAGUGCCUGUAACUGAUUUGUACAUAUUUAUAAACAUUGAUCUGGAAAUUGAUCCUGUGAUGCACGUGCUUUGCCCUGGAUGCAGCCUGAACCCGUCACCCUCACUGGGGGAAGGAGGUCCUUCUGUGUAGUGCUGGGGCAUGUGGGGCUCUUGCCCGAGCUGAGCAGGUCAUGUUCCAGUGCCAGUGGGCUGAUGUUUGCUGUGGUUCUUGUUUCAGCCUGAUGUGUUCAGUAUUGGAAGUGGUUUGCACCUUUGUUAGGAUACUGCAUUUCAGAAGCCACCAUUCCCUCCUGUGGCUCUUACAUGUCCGUGGCUUAAUGAUCAUAGUGACAGCAGAAAUACCUUUGUUUUCUAUUUGCUUGCAAGGAAGCUUUUUUUUUUUUUUUUAAAGAAAGAAUAGCCACAUUUUACUAUUCCUCUGUUUAGGGGAGACGUGUUCGUUUAUCCUAGGUAAAGGUUCCGCAUUAAAAGUCACUUAUGUAGUAAAGAUCAAAGUUUCAUUUUACACACUGGCAGCUAGGAACUUGGGUGUUCUGCCAUUGUCUGCUGCUGGUGGAGAAGUAGCUGUGCAGUAGAGGCACAGCGGGGCUAACUUUCACAAUGCAGGGCAUAUUACUCAGAGAAUGAAGGUUUGGUCUAACAGUCACAAACAGGAGGGCUUCCUUUUUUUUUUUUUUCUUUCUUUUUUUUUAAAGAUGUGUUUUCUUUUUAAAUUCUUUUUUGCACUCCUUUUUUGUCCAGCACACCUCUCCAGAAGGAAAUGGCUGUUGUGAGCUGUGUGAUGUGGAAGCGGUGCUGGUGGAGAGGUCUGAAAGAAGGCGUGAGGUGCUGAUGGCUGUUGACAGAGCAGCACCGGAAGCGUUUUUCACAGGAAAUUUUGAUCAUCUGGUUUCCCUAUCCCUUUGCCCGUUUCCAUUUAAAAAGCCAUCAUCUCUUCCACUUCCUGUUUUGUUUGUAUUUUCAGUUUUUCUAUCAACGCUUUGCCUUAACAGCUCCAAUGCAGUGUUCCAGACUUGCUGGGUGUAGGGAUGCAUGCACAUAUGCCCAGCACUUUGGAGGCUGAGGCAGAAGAAUCUCGAGCUCAAGACCAGCCUGGGCUCCAUACUGAUCCUCUAUCUCUCAAAGCAGUCAUUUUCUUUCUGGAGAUGUGUGUUGUACAAAAAUGAAUGCAAAUUUUUUUUUUGAAAAGAAAAUACAUCUCCAUUCCAAAAAAUGUCCAUCAGCACUUUAGUUCCGUAAACUAUAGGAACUAAAUAUAGAACUAGGUCUAUAGUCUGUCUCAAUUGGAGUUAACGUGAUGGAUUUUGAACCUUACUGGUCUAGAGAUUUUUUUCCAGGCAUUCUACAUGGAAAACAAUAGUUUGUUUCUAAAUUGAAGAUUAAUCACUGUAGUUAUAUGAUGCAUUAUUUUUUGCUUUUUAAACCAGUGGUGAGUUGCUUAUAAGUUGGCUAAUGUGUGAAUUUAAUUUAGUAGAGAUCCUUGUCAGGCAGGAUGAAGAAAAAGCCACGUGAUUUGGCUGAUAUACAUCUGUCAUCGGGACCAUAAGCUUCAGGUUAAGCUGCUGAAUAAUAAAACCCAGAGAAGCAGAGCCAGACAAAUGAGAAGAGUCACUUCCACUAGUCUGCUCAGCUCAGCUGUGUUCCUCUUAGUCACCCUUGUUAGUGACAGGCAGUGACUGGGAUCUGUUGGGGUGGGAGGGAGGAACACAAGGCUUGCAGAGAGGAAGUGCCAAAGUGCUUGGAACGUCACCCAUCCUGAGGCCAGAUACGUACUCCCAAACCCAGUAUUCACCGUAGCAGGCGGACAGGUGGAAGAUGGGUGGGGGAGGAGGGUGUGUGACUGUGUUUAGGGGCCUGGAGACACAUCUACAGAACUUGUUACUGUGGGUAGUUCCACACACGGCCUGGUCCUCAGCUGCUCCUUGCUAGUAAACCUCAGGAUUGGAAUAUAUCAGGCUGGGCCACUGGAGACUCCGACCCCAGCAGCUGGCUUAUCCUCAGGUGUCCUAGACUGGGGCUGCAGUCAGAAGUCAGUGACUUCCUGUGAAUGAUUGUUUCAGAUCAUAUUGAUCUCUUUCCUUUUGUCCUUUCACCAUACGGUAUGACUUGAAUCAGUUUUGAUUCUAUUUGUAAGUUCUCAUCAUUUGGAACCUGGUGUUUCUGUUGUGUUCUUGGCAGUGCAUAGGAACCCAGCCUCCUGUGUUUUGACCCUCCUGCAGGCACUGUGGGACUCGAGGGCAGCAGAUCCAUCUCCCGUCCCUUGCUGCAUGAUGGUCACUAGCUGAUCUGUGAUGGCGUCCCUCCCUUGUUGAUUUUCUGUGUUUGAAGUAUGUGCUAUAUGUGCUUUACAGAAUAAAGCAUCUGGGUUUA